AGCUCCCCAGAUCUUUUGAUCAAUCUCUUUUCCCCUUUCAUCCUCCAAGUUUCUCUUUUGAGAGGCGAUGGACGAGGAUUUCGACAUGCCGACGGGCGACGACAUGAUGAACGAGGACGCGAUGGAUCUCCCCGAUGAAAGCCCCGUGGUCAAGGUCGGCGAGGAGAAGGAGAUCGGAAAGGACGGGCUCAAGAAGAAGCUCGUCAAGGAGGGACAGGGUUGGGAGACCCCCGAGGUCGGCGACGAGGUCGAGGUGCAUUACACCGGGACGCUGCUUGACGGGACGAAGUUUGAUUCCAGCCGCGAUCGGGGGACGCCGUUCAAGUUCAAGCUUGGACAAGGGCAAGUGAUAAAGGGAUGGGAUCAAGGUAUCAAGACCAUGAAGAAAGGAGAGAAUGCCAUAUUUACCAUUCCUCCUGAACUAGCCUAUGGAGAGUCUGGUUCUCCUCCCACUAUUCCUCCUAACUCCACUCUACAAUUUGAUGUCGAACUCCUGUCCUGGUCUAGUGUCAAGGACAUUUGCAAGGAUGGGGGUAUCUUCAAGAAAAUAGUGAAGGAGGGAGAGAAAUGGGAAAAUCCCAAGGACCUAGAUGAAGUAUUUGUAAAAUAUGAAGCUCGUCUUGAGGAUGGGACAGUGGUGUCCAAGUCAGAUGGAGUCGAAUUCACUGUUAAAGAUGGUUACUUCUGUCCUGCACUCACUAAAGCUGUCAAGACGAUGAAGAAAAGCGAAAAGGUUCUCCUCUCUGUGAAACCACAGUAUGGAUUUGGUGAGAAAGGCAGGCCGGCCUCAGGUGAGGAAGGUGCUGUACCUCCAAAUGCAAAUCUAAAUGUGGAUCUUGAACUCGUCUCUUGGAAGACAGUUACUGAGGUUGGUGAUGACAAGAAGGUCCUGAAGAAGAUCCUCAAGGAAGGGGAAGGCUAUGAAAAGCCAAAUGAUGGUGCAGUUGUUAAAGUGAAAUUAAUUGGGAAGCUGCAAGAUGGGACCAUCUUUGUGAAGAAGGGUCACGAUGAGGAGGAGCCUUUUGAGUGGAAAACAGACGAAGAGCAAGUAAUUGAGGGACUAGACCGAGCAGUAAUGACCAUGAAGAAGGGGGAAGUUGCCCUGGUGACAAUACCACCAGAGCAUGCAUUUGCUUCCACAGAGUCAAAGCAGGACCUUGCAGUGGUUCCUCCGAACUCAACUGUGAUAUAUGAAGUUGAGCUUGCAUCCUUUGUGAAGGAAAAAGAGUCCUGGGACAUGAACACAGAAGAAAAAAUUGAAGCUGCAGGUAAGAAAAAGGAAGAAGGAAAUGCAUUGUUCAAGCAGGGUAAAUAUGCAAGGGCCUCGAAAAGAUAUGAGAAGGGAGCCAAGUUCAUAGAGUACGACAGCUCAUUCAGUGAGGAGGAAAAGAAACAGUCGAAGGCGCUGAAGGUAUCUAUCAACCUCAACAAUGCUGCUUGUAAGUUGAAGCUGAAAGAGUACAAGCAAGCAGAGAAGCUUUGCACCAAGGUGUUGGAGUUGCAGAGCAAAAACGUUAAGGCUUUAUACCGGAGAGCGCAAGCUUACAUUAAUCUCGCUGAUCUUGAUCUGGCAGAGCUUGACAUCAAGAAGGCCCUCGAGAUUGAUCCAGAUAACAGGGAUGUGAAGUUGGAGUACAGGACGCUGAAGGAGAAGAUGAAGGAGUAUAACAAGAGGGAGGCAAAAUUCUAUGGCAACAUGUUUGCCAAGAUGAGUAAGCUGGAGCCGAUGGAAUCUAACAAGGCUGAGGCGACAAAGGCUGAUGCAGAGCCAAUGAGUGUUGACAGUGCUGCUUGAGGAUUUUUUUCUACCCGUAGUGAUAGUCAAUGGUCUCUCAUUACUUCCCUUUCCUGUUUUGGAGUCUGGUUUGUUCUUUUGAUAAUGAAGUUGCGUAGGUCGAAAGUUGCGUAGGUCGAGUCUUCAUUAGGCACGUACGGUAUGCAAGGGUUAUAACAAGAUUGUAGAGAAUAAUGGCAGUGUGAGAAAGUAGUCUGGGAGUGAAAAGAGAUACUUCUGUUCUGGUUGUUUCUCAGUUUGUCAUGAUUUUCAUCUCUAUAAUGAUCUAAUUGUCAGCAUAUACAGUUAACUGAGGUUCGUGUC
Molecule: messenger RNA, 2098 nt
Organism: Asparagus officinalis (garden asparagus)
Lineage: Eukaryota; Viridiplantae; Streptophyta; Magnoliopsida; Asparagales; Asparagaceae
Product: 70 kDa peptidyl-prolyl isomerase-like
Exons: 13
Coding region: 68-1795 (575 amino acids)
Molecular function (GO): peptidyl-prolyl cis-trans isomerase activity; protein binding
Source: RefSeq, a predicted model, not a curated record